This is a messenger RNA of Acytostelium subglobosum LB1, 636 nucleotides long. RefSeq lists its product as hypothetical. The coding region runs from base 1 to 636 and encodes 211 amino acids. Gene Ontology annotation, cellular component: cytosol. Gene Ontology annotation, biological process: purine nucleotide metabolic process. Gene Ontology annotation, molecular function: GMP kinase activity. The record is from RefSeq and is a predicted model, not a curated record. The transcript is spliced from 3 exons. Lineage: Eukaryota; Evosea; Eumycetozoa; Acytosteliales; Acytosteliaceae.
AUGUCUACUACUACACAAGAACCAACUAUAUUGUUACCAAUCGUUAUAACUGGACCAUCAGGAGCAGGCAAGGGAACUUUGAUCAAUAGAUUGAAGGAUGAGUUCAAGGGAUCGUUUGGAUUCUGUGUUUCGCACACGACUAGGAAGCCAAGACAGGGUGAGGAGCAUGGUGUUCACUAUUACUUCACAACGAUUCCAGAGAUUGAGGCAGAGAUUGCCGAUGGAAAGUUCAUAGAGAAUGCAAAUGUUCAUGGUAACUACUAUGGUACAUCAAAGAAGGCACUACAAGACGUUCAGGACACUGGCAAGAUAUGCAUACUCGACAUUGAUGUCCAAGGUUGUGAAUCCGUCAAGAAGGCUGCCAUCCCCUGUCUCUUCCUAUUCGUCGCACCACCCUCCUACGAAGAGCUUGAGAAGAGACUCAGAGGCCGUGGCACAGAAUCAGAGGAAUCAAUCCAGAAGAGAUUGACUAAUGCUAGAAUGGAGAUGUCAUAUCAGGAUAGACCUGGUUUCUUUAACCAUGUUGUGAUCAAUGAUAACUUGGACUCGGCCUAUGCCAAUCUCAAGAGCAUUGUCAGCCCCUACAUCAACCUUCAGAAGGUGCUCCAUCCCAACCUGCUCACCACUCAGCAAUAA